Molecule: messenger RNA, 1145 nt
Organism: Zophobas morio
Lineage: Eukaryota; Metazoa; Arthropoda; Insecta; Coleoptera; Tenebrionidae
Gene: Osi2
Exons: 5
Coding region: 129-1091 (320 amino acids)
Cellular component (GO): membrane
Source: RefSeq, a predicted model, not a curated record
GUUUCUCCGGCACAUUCCGCAGCCAACUCGAUUACGGCACUAGUACAGUUAGUGACCUACCUGCGUCCGUCCACGUAAUUGUGUGAGGAUUCCAUCGUCGAAAUCCGAUUCCAGAACAAUCCGUAAUCAUGUUGGCUGCUGCCAAGUGGUUGUUACUGUCUUGUUUAAUCUCGCUGGUGGCGCUGCAGUCGAUAGGACCAAACCAGCGAAGUUUGCCGCAGGAAGCCCAAGAGAGGACUUUACUGGAUUGGAUCGGACUAGGGACAGGGCCGGACACUGACCCCUAUUUAGCCAAAACCAACGCCGCCUGCCUCGAUGGAGACCUAGCGGAGUGUUUCAAAUCGAGAGCUCUCGCUUCGUUGGACGAGUUUUUCAAUAAACCCCAGUAUUACCUAACCGAGAACGUUAGACUCCUACGGAUGCCAGAACGCCAACUUCGCCAGCUCGCUCACGAACAUUACGAAUACUCUUCAUCUCCACGUGCCGAUGAGCCUGAAUGGGACCAACUCGUCAAGUUCGGAUUGAGAAAAAUCGAGAAGUUCCUGAAAUCGACGGCUAUCGAGGUGCAGUUAGAUAAUGAAGUUACCGAAAGGGGAAGGUAUUCUCCAAGAUUUAUCGACGAGAUUGCCGACGAAAUCGACGUCAUCGAGGACAAAAAAGACUCACUUUUCAAGCGCAAGCAAUUAAAGAAGUUGUUCAUCCCCAUGCUGAUUAUUUUGAAGCUUUUCAAGCUCAAGCUUUUGCUGUUUUUGCCGCUGAUUUUGGGUCUGGCCUCAUUCAAGAAAUUAUUAGGAUUUUUGGCAAUUGUCAUUCCGGGACUGAUUGGCUUUUUUAAGCUCUGCAAGCCCAAUUUGCACUCGAGUAGCAAUUACUACACGGGACCCCAAUACUCGCCAGCAGGAGUGGGAUUCCAUCCUCAUUAUAGGGGAGAUGGGGAUUACUCCACUGCACAAUAUGGAAACGUUCAUUUUGGAGAAGACAACGCCCAGCAGUUGGCAUAUAAUGGAUGGGGCCAUUAUAGGAAUAAUGGGGGCGACAUUAAGGCGGAAGGUGAGAGCACGCCGAAAAAAUCGAUCCUCCCAGAUUCUUAAGACGAUUGGAGAAGAUUUAAUGUAAAUAUUUAUAGCCAUAUUUAUUUUCUACUU